Oenanthe melanoleuca is the source of this 1941-nucleotide messenger RNA. It is a transcript of the gene ATP6V1H, whose product is annotated as ATPase H+ transporting V1 subunit H. The coding region runs from base 211 to 1653 and encodes 480 amino acids. The transcript has 14 exons. NCBI's taxonomy places the organism in Eukaryota, Metazoa, Chordata, Aves, Passeriformes, Muscicapidae. Gene Ontology annotation, molecular function: proton-transporting ATPase activity, rotational mechanism. Gene Ontology annotation, cellular component: vacuolar proton-transporting V-type ATPase, V1 domain; lysosomal membrane. Gene Ontology annotation, biological process: proton transmembrane transport. The record is from RefSeq and is a predicted model, not a curated record.
GCGCGGGCGGGGCGCGAUGUCCCUCGGGAUGUCCCUCGCCGGCCGCCGUCGCGUCACGUGAGCGGCGUCACAUGACGGCGGCCGCGCCGGGUCCGUCGGGUGCGCGGUGCUGGCCGCGCUGCCCGGGGCCGCCCGCCGCCUCCUCUCGUUCUUCUUCCUCCUUCCCUCCGUCCCUGCACGCCCCUGCGGUACAUUUAAUUAUCAGUCAAGAUGGAUAUCCGAGGUGCUGUAGAUGCUGCUGUCCCAACAAACAUCAUUGCUGCCAAAGCUGCUGAAGUUCGGGCAAACAAAGUAAACUGGCAGUCAUAUCUCCAAGGUCAGAUGAUUUCAGGUGAAGACUGUGAAUUCAUUCAAAGAUUCGAACAGAAAAGAAAUCCAGAAGAAAAACAGGAGUUGUUGCAAACAGAAGGCAAUCAAUGUGCUAAAACAUUUAUAAACUUGAUGACUCAUAUCUCCAAGGAACAGACUGUUCAGUACAUUCUGACUAUGGUUGAUGAUAUGCUGCAAGAAAAUCAUCAGCGUGUUUGCAUCUUCUUUGAUUAUGCAAAACGUGGUAAAAACACUGCAUGGUCCUAUUUUCUGCCAAUGUUGAAUCGACAAGAUCUCUUCACUGUGCAUAUGGCAGCAAGAAUUAUUGCCAAACUGGCUGCAUGGGGGAGGGAGCUGAUGGAAGGAAGUGACUUGAAUUACUAUUUCAACUGGAUUAAAACUCAGCUUAGUUCACAGAAACUACGCGGUACAGGGGGUUCUGUGGAUACAGGAGCAGUAUCCACAAGUGAUAGUUCCCAGUAUGUACAAUGUGUUGCUGGAUGUCUGCAGCUGAUGCUCAGGGUCAAUGAAUACCGCUUUGCAUGGGUAGAAGCAGAUGGAGUAAAUUGCAUCAUGGGUGUCCUGAGCAACAAAUGCGGUUUUCAGCUCCAGUAUCAGAUGAUUUUCUGUGUGUGGCUGCUGGCUUUUAGCCCUCAGAUGUGUGAAUACCUUCGUCGGUACAAUAUUGUCCCUGUGCUGUCAGAUAUUCUUCAGGAAUCUGUCAAAGAGAAAGUAACCAGAAUCAUCCUUGCAGCAUUUCGGAAUUUGUUAGAGAAAUCUACUGAGAGAGAAACUCGCCAAGAAUAUGCUCUUGCCAUGAUUCAGUGUAAGGUUUUAAAGCAGCUAGAGAAUUUGGAUCAGCAGAAAUAUGAUGAUGAAGACAUCAGUGAAGAUAUCAAAUUUCUACUGGACAAGCUUGGAGAGAGUGUGCAGGACCUCAGCUCCUUUGAUGAAUACAGCUCUGAGCUCAAGUCAGGAAGGCUGGAAUGGAGUCCUGUGCACAAAUCUGAGAAAUUCUGGCGGGAGAAUGCUGUAAGACUAAAUGAGAAGAAUUAUGAACUACUCAAAAUCCUGACCAAACUUCUGGAGGUUUCUGAUGAUCCACAGGUGCUGGCUGUAGCUGCUCAUGACGUGGGAGAAUAUGUGCGACACUACCCCCGUGGGAAACGAGUGAUUGAACAGCUUGGUGGUAAGCAGCUGGUCAUGAACCACAUGCAUCAUGAAGACCAGCAAGUUCGUUAUAAUGCACUACUGGCUGUGCAGAAGCUGAUGGUUCACAAUUGGGAAUACCUUGGGAAGCAGUUGCAGUCAGAACAACCUCAAACGGCCACCGCACGGAGCUAAACAAUUCUGUCAAUUCAGGCAGUUUGUGCUGACAGCUACAGUGUGUUUGUCUUAAAAUCAAUAUAAAGGAAAUACUGAAAUCACAUGCUCUUUGUCUGCUAUGGGUGCAUAAACAUUCCAACUUCCCUCUAGUGUUGAUGGCUUACUAGAAAUUUGUUUGUUCAAUUAGUUCUGCUGAUUAUGCCUAUUAGCUUCUUGUUCUAUUCUGAAUGUAUAUGAAGAAAUGUGGCUAAUAUAUUGCAUUUGUUUUAUGUAUUUAUUCUCAUAAUAAAGACUAUUAUUAAAGGA